AUGAGUGGGGCAACAUCAUCAUCCUGGGAAGAUUCAAGAAAGCAGGCACGACAUCUAGAGAAUAAUAUUGAUAUGAAAUUAGUAGCAUUUAGUAAAUUAGGUGUUACUUCUGGUUCAUCGAGUCUUUCAUCUGAGACUGUACCACUUAUAAACAGUGAUGACAUGUUUGAUACCAUGUCUAUGGAGCUCCAACAACUGCUUAAUAAGUUGUCAGCUAUUAACGACAAAAUGGCGGAUUUAGCACCAAAUGGAGUCGCAUCAAUGCACACCUAG
This is a messenger RNA of Parnassius mnemosyne (clouded apollo), 273 nucleotides long. NCBI's taxonomy places the organism in Eukaryota, Metazoa, Arthropoda, Insecta, Lepidoptera, Papilionidae. The record is from the annotation of a GenBank genome assembly.